AUGGGACCUUGGGCUGUUGAUCUGGCCUUGUCCGUUGGAAUAUUCCCGUAUGUUCUAAAGCUUCUGCAGACGACAACGCCGGAGCUGCGACAAAUUCUGGUUUUUAUAUGGACAAAGAUUCUGGCCUUAGAUAAGUCUGCUUCUCAAGUCCAUGGGGGUCUUCUUGCAGCUGGUUUCUUUGAUGGUUCUGUCAAGCUUUAUGAUGCUCGCAUUCCUGAAUUGCUUGUCUGCACAAUGCGCCCACAUGUGCAAAAAGUAGAAAAGGUUGUGGGGAUUGGCUUUCAACCCGGACUUGAUUCGUCGAAGAUUGUCAGUGCCUCUCAGGCUGGUGAUAUUCAAUUUCUGGAUAUCAGAAAUCAGAGGGAUCGGUAUCUAACCAUCGAUGCUCACAGAGGUUCACUUACAGCAUUAGCCGUUCAUAGACAUGCUCCUAUCUUAGCUAGCGGUUCAGCCAAACAGUUAAUUAAGGUCUUCAGCCUAGAUGGCGAUCAACUAGGCACCAUUAGAUACCAUCAACAAGCGUGUUUUCAUUGUUGGUGGAAUCAGACUUGAAUAAUAUGGGAUUUAUGUGCUUUAAGAUAUGAAUGGGAUUUAUUGUUGCUUUAAGAUAUGAAUGGGAUUUAUGUGCAAGUGCUAAUAGCAUUUUCAUUGUUGGUGGAAUCAGACUUGAAUAAUAUGGUUUCCUACGUAAUGUGACUUGUAGUUUCAA
This is a messenger RNA of Cucumis melo (muskmelon), 709 nucleotides long. RefSeq names its product regulatory-associated protein of TOR 1-like. The record is from RefSeq and is a predicted model, not a curated record. Gene Ontology annotation, cellular component: TORC1 complex; cytoplasm. Bases 1 to 552 code for a protein of 183 amino acids. The transcript is spliced from 5 exons. Lineage: Eukaryota; Viridiplantae; Streptophyta; Magnoliopsida; Cucurbitales; Cucurbitaceae. Gene Ontology annotation, biological process: positive regulation of cell growth; TOR signaling; regulation of autophagy. Gene Ontology annotation, molecular function: protein binding; protein-macromolecule adaptor activity.